Molecule: messenger RNA, 1044 nt
Organism: Erythranthe guttata (spotted monkey flower)
Lineage: Eukaryota; Viridiplantae; Streptophyta; Magnoliopsida; Lamiales; Phrymaceae
Product: leukocyte immunoglobulin-like receptor family A protein
Source: RefSeq, a predicted model, not a curated record
UGCAAAGGCACCCCUAAUGUUUUCCUUUUUCUUUUAUUAGCCUCCCUUCCUUUUUCUCGACCCUUUGAAUAAUCAUCCUUCUUCUGCAGAUCGAAAUACGCUCAAGAUAUUCUGUUUUAGAGAGAAGCAAAUAUGUAUCACCCGACCAGAGGUGGUGUUCGCGGCGGUCGUGAUCAAUUUAACUGGGACGAUGUGAAAGUUGAUAAACAUCGAGAGAAUUAUAUAGGUCACAGUCUCAAGGCACCUGUUGGAAGAUGGCAGAAAGGGAAGGACCUCCACUGGUAUUCUCGUGAUAAAAAAUCCAACGAUUUAAAUUCGGAGGCUAUGAAAGAAGAGAUACGAAGAAUCAAGGAAGAAGAAGAGCAAGCGAUGAGGGAGGCUCUGGGAUUGGCUCCAAAACGUGCAUCAAAAUCUCAAGGCAAUCGAUUAGAUAAGCAUGAAUUCGCCGAACUUGUUAAGCCAUGCUCUACUGCAGAAGACUUGGGUGCCGGCCAUGCAGAAGCAGCUCAGGUUCAAGGUUUCGGUUUUUCCGGAAGGGGUGUACGACCUGGUGAAAACUCGAGCUUGCCUACCCCAACUGCGAACCCUGUAUCAGUUGAAAAGACGGAUAUACCCUUGCCAACUACAACAUCUGCAAGGAAGGAAGAAAAAGAGAUGGAAGAUGAAAGUGGCAGAAAGAAGAGGAAGCACGAGGAGAAGAAACGAGAGAAGCAUGAGAGACGGGAUAAGAGACACUCUCGUGAAUCGGAUGAUAAGAGGAAGCAGCACAAGAAACACAAGGAGAAACGAAGACAUGAUUCCGAUUGACAAAAACCUAGAUAAAAAAUAUUAUGCCUAUGUGGCAUCACUGUGUAAUUGCUGCUUUUCUCCGAUCCUGUAUAACUAUGUAUUCGAAUUAUUUGUCGUGCGAUAGAAACUUGGAUUUUCUGUGUUCGAUUUUUAUUUCGAUUUUCUGGAAGAUGUUGAAACUUGUUAUGAGCUUUCGCAAGACUUGUACCUAAAUUGUAUUUUACUUUGGUUAGUUUAGUUGAGAGAUUAAUAUAU